AUGAAAUCUUUCGAUAUUCUCAAACCUGAAGAUAAGGGAAUGACAAAACAGAAUGUUAAUACAAAGUUAAAAAGAUGGAGAGGUGUUUACCUUUUUAUCUUUGUACCGGGUGCUCUUGCUCUUCUCCUCUCUGGUGCUGCCAUAUCCAAGUUCUUCUCCUUCAAAUCGUUUCUUGGUACUGAAUCUUUAUACACCCAUCUGAAUCCUGAAUGCCCAAAUGGGAAUGAAAAUGAAGUGAUGAUAACUGUGCAAAUUGUAAUUCAGAAAAUUCAAGAGGAGCUGGACAAACUGAGGGAAACAGAACGGGAUCCAUCAUCAUCACCAUCUCCAUUGAAACAAGGUGCCUUUCUUGCUGACAUAUUAGGACUUCUCGAGUCAAUGGCGACGUCUCAUCUGCAAAGAGAAAGGGGUAAACAGCAAAAUGGUAGUUUCACAGUUCAUCCUCUCUUGAAAGAAAAGAAACAAUCUGAUGAACCUGCUGAUUACUUCCUGCGAGAAGAGCUUCGCAAGUAUGUCAAGAUCAAGCCAAACAGAUUAGGAAAACAAAAUUUCAUGGGGGCAAAUGCAACCUUCACCAGCAUAGGCCAUGCUUGCUUUGCAAUGAAGGAAGAGCUAGAAGAAUACAUGGAUUAUGAUAUUGGAGAAAUCUGCAAGGAUGAUUGGAAGCUAGCUCAAAAGCUUAUGGUUCAUGGGUGUGAUCCUCUACCAAGGAGAAGGUGCUUCUCAAGAUCCCCCAAGCUAUACAACCAACCAUUCCCCAUCAACGAGUCCAUGUGGAAACUCCCUGAUGAUAGAAAUGUUAGAUGGAGUCAAUACCGGUGCAAGAACUUUGCUUGUCUAGCAAGCAACACCACUGGUAAGGGAUUCUUCAAAUGUGCAGAUUGCUUCAAUCUCAUCCAUCAUGAGAUGCCCAGAUGGGUAAGAUUGGAGACUGAUUCAAACCAGACAGCUGAUUUCCUUAUAUCUGAGGUUCUUGGAGUUAAGCCAGGAGAAAUCAGAAUAGGAUUGGAUUUCAGUGUUGGAACUGGGACUUUUGCUGCUAGGAUGAGGGAAUUCAAUGUGACAAUAGUUUCAGCCACUAUCAAUCUUGGGGCACCCUUCAGUGAAAUGAUAGCUCUUAGAGGACUUGUUCCUCUCUACUUAACUAUAAAUCAAAGGCUACCAUUGUUUGACAACACCCUAGAUUUGAUUCACACUACAAGAUUCCUAGACGGGUGGAUUGAUUUUGUUCUCCUGGAUUUUGUAUUGUUUGACUGGGAUAGAGUUCUGAGACCAGGGGGGUUAUUAUGGAUUGAUAGUUUUUUCUGCUUGAAAGAAGAUUUACAUGAUUACUUGCAGGCCUUCAAAAUGCUGAGAUAUAAGAAGCACAAAUGGGUUGUUGUUCCAAAGCUUGAUAAGGAUGAUAAGGAGAUGUUCUUCUCUGCUGUUUUAGAAAAGCCUCCUAGGCCAUUCCGUUGA
This is a messenger RNA of Gastrolobium bilobum, 1458 nucleotides long. RefSeq names its product probable methyltransferase At1g29790. NCBI's taxonomy places the organism in Eukaryota, Viridiplantae, Streptophyta, Magnoliopsida, Fabales, Fabaceae. Gene Ontology annotation, molecular function: methyltransferase activity. The transcript has a single exon. Bases 1 to 1458 code for a protein of 485 amino acids. The record is from RefSeq and is a predicted model, not a curated record.